This is a messenger RNA of Candida dubliniensis CD36, 1146 nucleotides long. It is a transcript of the gene AGE2, whose product is annotated as Age2p. Lineage: Eukaryota; Fungi; Ascomycota; Pichiomycetes; Serinales; Debaryomycetaceae. The record is from RefSeq and is a predicted model, not a curated record. The transcript has a single exon. Gene Ontology annotation, biological process: regulation of DNA-templated transcription; endocytosis; endoplasmic reticulum to Golgi vesicle-mediated transport. Gene Ontology annotation, cellular component: Golgi apparatus. Gene Ontology annotation, molecular function: metal ion binding; sequence-specific DNA binding; GTPase activator activity. The coding region runs from base 1 to 1146 and encodes 381 amino acids.
AUGGCAUUACCAUCGUCGAAAAAGACUCAUCUGGAACAACAUAAACAGAUUCUUAAACAGCUAUUGAAAGAAGACGCCAAUAAAACUUGUGCUGAUUGCAAAGUUUCCAAAAACCCUCGAUGGGCAUCAUGGAACUUAGGAUGUUUUAUCUGUAUUCGAUGUUCUGGGAUCCAUCGUAGCAUGGGAACACAUAUAUCCAAAGUGAAAAGUGUCGAUUUGGAUGCAUGGACAGAUGAUCAAAUUGAAAAUAUGGUUAAAUGGGGUAAUUCCAUUGUUAACCAAUACUGGGAAGAUAAAUUGCCCAGUGGAUAUAUUCCUGAUCAACUGAAAAUUGAGAAUUUUAUUCGUACAAAAUAUGAUUUGAGAAAAUGGACCAUGAGUAAGAACUUGCCUGAUCCAUUGUCAUUGAAUAAAAAUAAAGCUGGCAGUACUGCCACUACUAGUGGUACUCAGCAACCCAAGCACGAGACAAAAUCUCACUCAAAUACCACAUUACUGAAUGAUAUCAAUUUAUUGGAUACUAAUAGUAACAAGAAAAGCAGUGAUGAGGAAUUUGGAAGUUUUACAGUCACAAGGUCUCCUCAUAAAAGAAGUACUAAGUUGGCACCGCCACCUACAAAGACUGUGUUACCUGCAGCACCAACAACACCAGGUUUACAGCAACAGCAACAGCAACCACUUCAAUCAGCACAAAAUACUGGUGGCAGUGUUUCAAGUAUGGGAAGACCUGAUUUGAAAAAAUCAAUCCUUUCAUUAUAUGCAUCUCCUUCAUCUUCAAACAGUUUUAUUCAACAACAGCAACAACAAUCGCUUGGUAUGAAUUCAUUAUCAAACUCAUUAUCAAGUUUGAAUAUACAAGGUGGAAACUCCACCUCCAACAACAACGUAUACCGUUCUUCAAACCCAGUGAACACUCCAAAUAAUCAUAACCAACGUCAUCCAUUAGUCAAUUCAACUCCAUCGCUUAAUAACAAUCAGUCUAAACAAAAUUGGAACAAUGAAUGGACUACCGACACAUUUACUUCUUCACCUUCAAUUCCAUCGUCUUCGUCGUCAUCAUUAGCUGGUACUUCCAAUUACAAGACCACUUCAUCAUUAAACGUUAAUGGGUUAGAUGACGAUUUGUUCAAGAAUGUAUGGGGGUGA